ACAAGUAGGUUAGAAAAAAUGGCGACCAAGGCCUCAAAGGCGGUCCGAGGAACGUAACUUUGUCUGCCAAGUCUGCAAAAGAAGUAAAAGAUCUGGCCCUUCUGCAAGAUUAAAGUUGUAGUGCAACAUCUUUAGAACUAUUUUAUAGAUGACAUGAACCACUUGUGACUAGUAUAAACCUAAGCUACUAGCAGCCAAGGAAGUUGUAUUGAAUUUCAGAACAAGAUUGUGUGCUUGAAGGCUUGCUGAGUGUGGAAUCAAGCUACAUACAUUGCCUAGUGUGCAGAAAACCUUUGGAAAGAAGUGUAGAAGUGAAAUGAGCAAGAAUUUUGUCGUAAAGCCUCGAAUCCGUAGAUCAAUAAUUGUCUAAAUAUGUAUCCACAGUAUGGUGAACACCGAUUUCCCCCUGGACAAGAGUACAGUGCCGGCCAAGCUAGAAUACCGGUUGAUCAUGCACGUUAUCCUUAUCAUGGGUUUUAUGGUCCUAAAGGCGCGGAUGGCAGUCCGUACGGAGGAAUGGUGUCGCAACGAGGUAUGGUGGGGCAACCGUAUGCCAAGCACCCUGGGAUAGCCACUCCAGACGCAAUGUAUGGACAGGGAUGGAGCACGAAUGCCAUCAACUACAUGAAUGCUCAGUCCAAGUCUGCAGGUGGUCCGUAUCCAAUGCAGCCGGACAUGUAUCCUGGUAUGAGACCGUCCACCUAUCCUGAUAUCCCCCCUAAUGCGAUAAGUAUGGGGGGUGCGUACUCAGGUGGCGCUAAUUACCAGGGGCCGCCCAAUCCGUAUAUGGGGGCUGGACGCUUCCCUCCCUAUCAGCAAAUAGCUCCUCCCCCUGUUGGGAUGAUGCAGCAAGCACACGCUCCAGCAAGUCCAGGGGUCACCAGUGAAGGAGAGCAGAGUGGCUUCAGUGGUGGGAGUGUGCCCCCCUAUCCUGGUGCUCUGUCACGAUCCACUACGUCACUAACCCCUGGUAGAACUUGGAGCAACCAGGACUUGACGCAAGGUGGCAGCUGGCAGCAGGGCAGCUACCCUCCAGGUGGACCCUCCACCCCGGGCCAACCACCCAUACCCACCAAUAACUCUUCCCUCACACAAUCCCAUGCCUCUGGUCAACAGCAAAUGCAGAGUCCGGGCCAACAAGGCUUCACGCAAACGAACCAACAAUCUUUUGGACCUAUGUCACCGCAGACGCCGUAUAGCAAUCAAAGUCAGCAGCAAUUAACGAAACAGUCGUCAAUUUCGAGUAUUAGAGACGCAUUGCUCUCCGGGACAAAUCAGUCAAUACAAGGGGAACAGAAUUCUCCCCUGGCUCCAGCUGUAAAACCCACUCCCGAUGGACAACUUAUGUCUCCACGCUCUGUUACCAGGCAACUAUCAACUACCGAGUCGAUAUCGAGUCAAGAUCGAUUCAGCCAGCAACCUGGUCGUCAAUUGGAGAACAACAAUAUGGUGUCUGAUAGUAAAGAAUUGAAUUCGCUCACAUCCAUCCCAGUAGCCGGGAGCCAGGAGGCUGGAGAUAGGCCGGAUAGCUUGGGCCUGGCUGCUGCAUCUCCGUCGGUACCAGUAGGACACUUGUCGCCCUCUCUGAGUGUUAGCAAAAUGGGAUCAGAGUCCAAGACCCCCAUCCUCUCUCCAAUCACUAGGAAUCACUCGUCCGUGCUCAACCAGUACAGCUUCUCUGAUGACCAGCAGAGGAAGGGGUUCCUCGACGCACUCUUUGCCUACCUGGAGAAAGAAGGUAUCACAGUGUCACGUCCACCCAUGAUUUGCAAGAUGCCCCUUGACCUCUACCGUGUAUACACCAGUGUCCAACAACAUGGGGGAUUUCUGAAUGUGCUUGAGAAGAGACUGUGGCGAGACGUCAUCAAAUCCUCCGUAUCAUCUCCUUCCAACAUCAACUCGAGCUCAACGCGUACCCUCCAGCAGUACUACACGAAGUUCCUGCUGCCCUACGAAUGCCACAACACCAACACGGACCUGACCGUCUGUCUGACCAAACUCGAGGCCUCUCUAUCGAGACACACUAGUAUCAGCUCACCGGGUAGCCAGCUUUCGAAUGAUGACGAGAUCCGUGAUAGAAUUGGGAAUCAUACGGACAGCUCUGAUAAUGAGCUGGUGAUUGACUUACAGCAAGUGAAUGGUGGGGAUGGUCAUCUCUCUGAUAAGGAACUGGUUAGCGAACGAUUAGGCGGGAGAGUAAAAUCGAAUGAUUCGAAUGACGUACCUGCAAGUAACGGGCAAGAGGCUACAGUUGGAACAGAUGGUGGUGGCUCCAACUCUGGUGGGGAGAAGGAUGGUGUAGAAGUGCCAGAAAACUCUGAGAAUUCGAUGGACAGUUUCCCACAAGAGAUGAUGGAACCUCUACCAGAGAUGAGUAUUCAAGAUGCCGAAUCAGUGCUGGGCAUGUCACCAUCCCCCUAUCCCGCCCAACAACCCCCUAGCGGUGGACCGGCCACACCAUCGACCAAUCAAAGUGUCCCCUCCCCCUCGCCGUUUACGUCCCAGUUUCCACGACAACGGUCGUUUGUGGAGAUGAGUGGUGACGUUAACUCCCCGAUGGCCCCUCCUCCCUCUUAUCCACCCUCUUACUCUAGCGAACCAACCAACUCUCCGUACCAGAUAUCGUCUCGUCCUUCGUUUCCUCCCGGCUACUCACCACACCCACAAUACGAGGGGGGUGACAUGCAUGGCAGUGGAAUGAGCCAACAUCCGUAUAACAACAUGCCCAAUUCGUAUCAGGGAUCAGGAGGACCCUACCCACCGGGUAUGACUGCUCAGAGAACGAUGGAGUUCCCACCCGGUGUAUAUGGCCCUGAGCACAUGAUGUCACAGCCUCCAGGCAUGGGAAUGCACCCAGAUAUGCCCCCCUAUCCAGGUUCCCCUCACGGGAUGCACCCUGACUGGGCAUGGCAGCAGGCUCGCUCUAGAAUGCUCUCCCCCCUCCCCACACAUCUACAGCCGUCAGCGCUACACCAACGCUACAUUCAACAGAGACAGCAGGCCAUCAUGCAACACAAUGCCCAAGCUCGAGCUAAUGCAUAUUCUCAAGCACGCUCAGCGUCAGACGCACAAAAGAUGCAGUGGCAGGAGCAGAACCGAAUCUCUCGAGCAAAUAUACCAACACAUGAGGAUAAAAUGAAAGCUUUGAAGGUAUCACAGAAACCGGAGGCUGUCCCACACAGUAAGAGCAGCGUGGCUCUGAAGGAGCAUAGUGAAAAUAUUAAGAGGAGGUUGCCUGAUUGGAGUGGCUGUAUUGAGGGGACCAGUCCUCACCUCAUGAAGAGAAGGGUGCUCUUCUCCGGAGACUGUGGUCACGUUGAGCCAUGGCGUGUGAUGAUGUCACUCAAGUCUGGACUCCUGGCUGAAUCAACGUGGGCCCUCGACACCCUCAACAUACUACUGCACGAUGAUCGAACCGUUGGCUUCUUCUAUCUCAAACACCACCACAGCCUACUAAACACGUUGGUGGACCAUUUCAAGAUGACCCUGGCUGAAAUCUUUGCUAUGACCUUUGAUGACACCCCUAUGUAUCAGCCAGGGUAUGAAGGGAACGACUCCAUCUCUGAUUCAACAGAUGACACGAAAGACCUGUUUUCUGAAGCAAUGGUGACUGAUUUUGAUGUCGCUCUGAAUAUUACAUCCUCAACGAAUAAAGAUGAAGAUGAGGAGACAUCAAUUGUGCCCGUUUCAAACGUGUUUGACCCCGAAGAGAUGCAUUUAGGAAGAUCUGAUGAUUUGGGACACGUCCAAGUCCCAUCGGUAGACACGCAGCUCUUCUUCCCCGAACCUGAUGUUGACCUCUCGAUAAUGCCGCAAAGUAAACGAAAACAGUUGGAGGACUGCUCUAAAUUGCACAGAGUCGAUCAAACCCCGGUGAAUAUGCUAUUGAAGCGAGAGCUGAUUAUGUCACAGAUACCACUGCAUAGGAACGGGAGACCACUGCGAAGUCCAAGGGGUCGAGAACGAAGCUUUAUGGAAGAAAUGAGACGACGUGAAAGCAUUGGGCGAGCUGAUGUAGAGGGAAGCAGCACAUCAACGAAAGAUACCACCACUAGUGGAGACUUGAGAAAAGAGCCGGCUGUCGUCAACCAUUCUGUGAGAUCAAGAUUAGACAGUGUGUUUACUUCCCAGGGUAGAUCACAUGGGCUAUCACCACCCACGCUCGUUGAAGAGUAUGAGAUACAUCACAAAGAGCCAACUCCAUUGUGGACUGUGUCACCUUCUAGAGAAAAGCUCCAAUCACGAUGUCUGUGUAUCUCCAACAUUCUGCGGAGCCUCUCCUUUAUCCCUGGGAAUGACCACGAGUUCUCUCAACAUGCUGGUAUUCUACUAAUUCUCGGCCGAUUGCUACUACUGCAUCACGAUCACUUGAUACACUCGAAACGAAAAGCACCACCACUUCGACCAAGUUCUUUGCCUGAAGAGAAAAAGAGUUCUCUAGGAGAAAAGCUCACUUUGAAGCACGAAGAGAAGUUUUUCCCGCCCUGCGAAGACUACUGGUGGUGGACAUGCUUAGACGGGCUACGAGAAGACACGCUUGUUAUUCUCUCAAAUGUCUCUGGUCAACUCGAUCUCUCCAUUUUCCCUGAGCUCAUCUGCUACCCAAUCAUUGAUGGCCUGUUACACUGGUCGGUGUGCCCCUCCUCGUUAGCGACUGACCCUUUACCAGACACGGCUGUCGUUACUUCCCUAUCUCCGCAGCGACUUGUCUUGGAAACCCUCUCGAAGAUGUCCAUCUCUGAAGUCAAUGUUGAUCUGAUCUUAGCCACCCCUCCAUUGACAAGACUAGAUUUGUUGUUCACUCGUCUCGGGCAGUUUAUCGGCGAUAAGAGACAUCCGGUGGUAAGGCAAUUUGCGCUCGUUCUUCUCUCGAAUUUGGCACAAGGGAACGACGCUUCGAGUCGAUUGAUAGGCCAGCAGAAAAUGAUUGGGAUUUUGUUGCUGCAAUGUUUGGAGUUUGCUGAACACAGUGCGUGUAGUAGUGGCGGGAAACUGGUGGGUGGUUACAAUCCUGAAGACCCCAAUAGCCUCUCCGUUGCUAUGCUUAGACGAGCAGCCACGACUCUGCAUUGUCUCUCGAAGAUCCCAGCCAAUCGAACUAUUUUAUUAUGUCAUCGAGAUCGCAUUCUUUAUCUGUGUGCCUCGCAGUACAUUGAGCAUUCCGUCUCCAGCAUUCUAAUGGAUGUGUUGUUCGAGCUGGGUAAAUUAUAGCGCCGUGUGUGCUCUCAACUGUGAUUCUUGAUCUUCUGAAUAACAUUUGUUCUAUUCUAGUUUUAUUGUUUUGUGAUUGUCGUCUAUGGCUCAUUACUGAGAUAAUUCUCUUCACCAUUUUGUAUGAGCCAUGUAAUUGUGUACCUUUACCUAAAUCUUUUGUUGUUGAGCUGUUUUGAUACACAAAUGUAAUUGUACCUACUCUCUUUUCUUUUUUUGAUCACUCAAUGUUAUUCUGAAUCACAUUUACUAACUGCAUGUAUAAUCAUUUCAGAAUUAUCAAUAUAAUUUCCAUAAACUUUGAGAAA
Molecule: messenger RNA, 5519 nt
Organism: Halichondria panicea
Lineage: Eukaryota; Metazoa; Porifera; Demospongiae; Suberitida; Halichondriidae
Product: AT-rich interactive domain-containing protein 1B-like
Exons: 11
Coding region: 373-5211 (1612 amino acids)
Biological process (GO): regulation of transcription by RNA polymerase II; positive regulation of DNA-templated transcription; chromatin remodeling
Cellular component (GO): nBAF complex; brahma complex; SWI/SNF complex
Molecular function (GO): nucleosome binding; DNA binding
Source: RefSeq, a predicted model, not a curated record